Molecule: messenger RNA, 1609 nt
Organism: Myzus persicae (green peach aphid)
Lineage: Eukaryota; Metazoa; Arthropoda; Insecta; Hemiptera; Aphididae
Product: androgen-induced gene 1 protein-like
Exons: 5
Coding region: 263-1108 (281 amino acids)
Cellular component (GO): endomembrane system; membrane
Source: RefSeq, a predicted model, not a curated record
UAUAUAAUAGGUCCACAACGCGUGGUUCUCUCGUAGAACUGUCAGUGGCGUUCCGCCACAAGUGUCCGGCAGCGGUGUAGCAGGAUUUGCAGCAGUAGCAGUAGGUACCUAAUAAUAUUAUACCUAUCAUAGCACUCGCUGUGGCCGACCGACGCAGGCCCUGAACAAUAUCUUCGCCGUUACCAUAUACCGCGGUUACCGUUACGUAUAAUAAUAAUAAUAUUAGUACACUAUAUUAUUAUAUUAUACAUAUAUAAUAUAUAUGGAGUUACCAUCACGAUACACGUCGAUGGAAGCGUCGUCGUCGUUGUCGUCAACGAAGCGGCCCGCAGCUGCUGUCGUGACUUCCGCGUUGCGCUGCUGGUCGUACACAGAAGCGGAGCGCCAGCAUCUGUUCAGGGUGUCCCGGUUGUUCAUCACGUCCUAUUACGUGUACGUGUCAUACUACGGGCUGUUUGUGUUGGACCUGAACGGGGUCGAUCUUCCCACGUGGGGCAACUUAGGUUCCAACUGGUGGUGGAAAUGCAUCUCCGUGUGGAAUCUGAUAUUGCAAGUUGCUUACUUUAUUUAUUGCACAGUUUUCAUAGACUAUGCCGAUUCAGGCCCUGGAAAGUCGUGGAUGAAACCUAGAUUACAACAGAACAAGAAAAUAAGGGAUUUCAUAUUUGUUAGUCUUGUAUUUCCAGUAACAAUUGAUGUCUGUGUUAUGUUUUGGGUAAUAUGUGCAGUGAACAAGCCUCUGUUAUUUCCAAACGAAAUGAACAAUUGGAUACCGGACUGGUACAACCACGCCGUGCACACUAAUCCGAUCGUGUUAACGUUAUUCGAUAUGGCCACCACCAAGCAUCAUCUUCCAAAACUAAUCGAAUCCACGGCCGGGCUGUUCGCGCUGUCUGGCUCAUACGUCACAUGUUUACUUUAUAAUAAAUUUACAACUGGAAGAUGGGUGUAUCUUAUCAUCGGAGAAGUGACAGCAAGUUUGACGGAAGUGAUCAUUUACUUUGCAGUAACGGCUUUUAUUAUGCCAUUUCUGUGUUUGCUGAUUGGUCACAAAAUGUGUUCAUGGUUUUCAAGCCCACAAAUGAAAGGAAAACAUAAAAUGUCUUAAGAACAAUACAAUAAUGUAUUAAUAUAAUAAAUAAUAGUCAAACCUUUAUAACAUAUAGUAUUACUUUUGCAACAAUGUUUACCAAAAUAAAUAUUCUUGAUUUUAUUAAUUAAAAACAAGUAGAUAUCUAUAAUAGUUAAUACUAUAUUCUGGACUAUGAUUAGUGUCAUACAAGUUUAUUUAUAUUAAAGCGUUUUUAAAAUUUUAUUUUUUCAAGUUAUAAAUAAUAUGUUAGCAUACAGAACACGUUUAAGGCGAUUAAUCGUCACAAAGCUAGUUUUGGUGAUGUAAAAAUGUUUUAUAUUUUUUAAUUUAUAACUUAAACGGUGUGUUGAUGUAAAGUAAUAUUAUUUUUAUUAGGUAUAAUAAAUAGUUACUUAAAUUAAAAUAUGUGAUAGUAGUUAUUACCAAACUAAAAUUGCUCAAUCAUCUAUUUUGAGUUUUAUUUAUCUAAUAAAAAAAAAACAUUAUAAUUAACACUUAUGUGAUAAUAAAUGAAAA